This is a messenger RNA of Procambarus clarkii (red swamp crayfish), 1473 nucleotides long. RefSeq lists its product as uncharacterized. Lineage: Eukaryota; Metazoa; Arthropoda; Malacostraca; Decapoda; Cambaridae. The record is from RefSeq and is a predicted model, not a curated record.
GUUGACGGGUGUGAACGGUAAGGGACGGAACACCUCCCUGCUGUCUCGUGCAAAUAUUCACUUCUUUGUGCUGUAGAGCGCUUCACUUCUCUUCAUCCAUUAGACCAUUAAAAAGACAAGAACUGUCCUUCGACCGUCGGUCGACGCAUCUUAGUAUGGCGAGUGCAGGAGACGCAGGAGCUGCCAGACCGCAGGACAACAUAACUGAGGCUCACGUGAAGGCAGCGCUGACGGCGGACAAGGGCAAUGAGGCCGACUUCGUCUCGUGGAGCGUUAAGGACUUUACAAACAAGGGCGACAACUACGCCACCAUCGUCACCAGCGUCAAUGUCAAGUUCUUGUUGGCAGGGAAGGAGCAAACUACCUCUUACGUUGUCAAACUCAAUCCUAAGCGAGCUGUUGAAGUCGGCAUGUCAGAAUUUUUUUCAGCAAUAUUUAAGAAAGAAUCAGAAUUUUUCCUGGACAUUCUUCCUCUACUGAACGGUGAGCUGACGGUCCGUGGUCUUCAUAGCUUAAGAGUAGCGAAGUGGUUUUACACAUCAUUAGAAAUAGAAAAAGAGAUGAUUUUCCUGGAGGACCUCCGCUCACGUGGGUUUAUAAUGUUUGACUGCAAGAAGGGAAUGGACGUGGCCCACACCACCCUCGUCCUGAAGGAGCUGGCCAGAUUCCACGCCGCCUCCCUCCUGCUGAAGGCCACGGCACCAGAGCAAGACCUGGCAGACAGGUUCACACUUAUUAAAGUUGACUGGAUUAGUUUCCCAGAUACUACUAAACAAUUAUAUAAUGAUAUGUGUAUUGGCCCAAUGGCGGCCGGUGAGGAGAUACUGCGUGAUAUAGAAGGCUACGAGGUAGCAGCACAGUGGCUGGCCAAACACAAGAACAAUUUUGCUGAUCUUUUACUUCGCCAGCUGGUCAGAAAUCCCAAGUUCGACGUCAUAUGCCAUGGUGACUGCUGGAACAACAAUUUACUCUUCAGGUACAACAAGGAUGGUGACCCCGUUGAGGUGAUGCUCCUUGACCUCCAACUGAACCGUGUGGCCUCCCCGGCCACCGACCUCAACUACCUCCUCUACACCAGCCUCCACGGCAACGACAGGAAGGCCAACUGGCGGGACUUCCUCUCCUCCUACUACGACACCUUCCAGGGUGUGAUGGAGGCCGGGGGGAUUGACAUGCCCUUCACCCUGGAGGAGCUCCAUCAGGAGGUCAGAGACAAGAUGGAAUACGGUCUGCUCUUCGGUACAAUGUCGGUAACGAUUCAAUUGGGCAAAGCUGAAGAUUUUCCUGAUAUGAUCAACAUGAAGGAAGAAGAUGUCCCGAAGAUGUUCGAAAAAUUUCGUCAGAAAACAAUAAAAAUGAUGGAAAAUAAUAAAAUCUUUCGAUCUCGGUUCCUUGCUACUUUUGUCGACCUGAUUCAGCCGUAAGCCAUCGGGUCGUAGUGUCCAGUAAUGUAAUAAAAUGGUUUUAAAAUAA